Ostertagia ostertagi is the source of this 342-nucleotide messenger RNA. The record is from the annotation of a GenBank genome assembly. Lineage: Eukaryota; Metazoa; Nematoda; Chromadorea; Rhabditida; Trichostrongylidae.
GCAAAUCCUUCAAACAGUCCCGCAGUUCCAGCUGGCGAAGCGGCAGCAUUCUUGAAACGUUCGAAUUUAAAUGUGCAGCAACUCGGCCAGAUAUGGGAAUUGGCAGAUUACCAAAAGAAGGGUGCUCUAGACAAGAAAGGUUUUUUCAUUGCAUUCAAACUUGUCGCUGCAACUCAGCAAGGAUUUCCGAUUUCUCCCGCAUCCAUCGGGCUACCUAAUCUGCUUCCUCCACAAUUUGAAGGCGUUAUCGUGAAGAGUACUGCUGCUCUGACUCACCAAUUCUCUCAUGACGGAUCAAUGCCAUCGCAGGGCACCGAGUGGUGCAUUAAUGCUGCUGACCAG